CCCUCCGCCACAAGUCCUGCCCGUGGUUUAAAAAUUGCUCUCUUGGCAUCACUGUGCGGGAGCCGGGCUUACUUUCACCGCCGCUGACGCUGUUAAAAACGUCGUGGCUUCGGCGGUAACAACGCCGAGCCCCCUCCCUCCGCCAGCCUGCCGGGUCACCUGCUCCGGGUGAGAAAUUAACCGCUGGUAAUCCAUUAGCUUCAUCUUCCCCACUUACGCGAGAGUGAUGAAGAGUUGCUAAUUAAUUUACACACGAGGAAAUUAUCUCUGAAGGAAGGAAAAAUACCCCGUUGCACCUGCUCCGUCGAGACUUGUCAUCUGGAUCUGGAGGAGAGCUGUAAAUCAUGUAAAGUGUUCGCGGUGAAAUCGGCUCCUGAGAGCUGUAGGAUUAUGUAUCCAAAUGCUGAAUUUACAAUUCCCACUAGGAAAAGACUGAAACUCAGGUCUGGAGUCACUGAUUAUCCAACACACCUGCACAGAAGAAUUUCAUGUGAUUUGAUGGAUUACAAAUUGCCCAAGAAUUAAUGCCAUCCAAGCAGAAGAGCUGGAAAAAUAUGCUUCAGAAAGUUGCUGUCUCUUUACCACUGGUUCUGCCAAACAACUCAAGAAGUUACCUGCCUAUUUUUUCAUUAAUCAAGCAUAACAUUAUCUUGAACUAAUUAUUCCUCUCCAUAUGGCCUUCCUACUGGUGUCAGCUUAUCUUCUGCUGACUCAUACUCAGGGUGCUCCUGUUGAAAAUGGGCCACUGUUGGAAACACUGAAGUCACAGGUAGGAUUAUUCAGCAAUAAAAGCGAACACUAUUCAGCACAGGUGAGACCUCCUGGCACAAGCCGACGAAUACCUCAGACAAUUAUCAUAGGAGUUCGUAAAGGAGGGACCAGGGCUUUGCUGGAAAUGUUGGAUAUUCAUCCUAAUAUUGUAGUGGCAGCUACAGAAGUUCACUUUUUUGACUGGGAUGAAAAUUAUGUGAAAGGAUUAGACUGGUAUAGGAGUCUGAUGCCAUUUUCUUACGGAAAUCAAAUUACAAUUGAGAAAACACCAGGCUAUUUUACAUCACCACAGGCUCCAGAAAGAAUUCAUGACAUGAAUAGCUCCAUUAAGCUGCUGCUCAUUCUAAGAGAUCCCACUGAGAGAGUUAUAUCUGACUAUACCCAAGUAUAUUACAACAGAGUAGAGAGCCACAAGCCUGUUCAGCUUUUUGAAGAUAUUGUUAUUAAGAAUGGAGCACUUAAUACCAAAUACAAGGCUAUUCAGAGAAGUCUAUAUGAUGUUCAUAUGGAAAAGUGGCUUAAACAUUUCAAUUUGAAUCAGAUUCACAUAGUGGAUGGCAAUACUUUAAUCAAGGACCCUCUUCCUGAAUUACAAAAAGUUGAAAGAUUUCUAAAUCUUCCUUCCCGAAUUAUGUCUUCUAAUUUUUAUUUUAACCAAACUAAAGGAUUCUAUUGCAUUCGAAGUGAUGGAAGAGAGAGAUGUUUACACGAAUCCAAAGGGCGCCCCCAUCCUCUUGUUAACAACACUGUUUUAGAGCAACUUUAUUCUUACUUCAGAGAGCACAAUGCAAAAUUUUACAGAAUGGUUAAUCACUCUUUUGACUGGCAUUAAUGCAUUUUGGAAUCAAUGUUUCUUAAAAAGGGCCUGAAACAAACUAGAGAUUCAUAUUAUGAGAAUUUAACAUACUGGUUAUACAAAGGCAGAGAGAACUGUUUGCUUCAUUGGAAUAAGAUAUCCAUUAACUCAUAAAGUGGUAGCCUUUGUUUUGGGAAAAAUAAGUUUCACAUAUUUGUAUAAUUACUCUGGGUCAUAUCGCAGAAUCAUAUUUUGAUCAUUUUCCCAUCAUGCAAAUAUGUUAACUUGAGUGGACUUACUUCAGAUAUAUCUGUUACAAGAUUUGUGAUGUUUUGGAAAAAUGACUGCUUCUAACAGUGUAAAAAAUGUAUAUAUUUGAAAUGGUAUAAUUCUAACUGUUCCACAUUUUUAGUUCAUAGUAUUUUUCUAUAUCAGGUAUGAGGCUAGUGGCACUGAGUUCUAGAAUUUUUCAUACAAGUUAAAUUGUAUGUUACAACAGGGGCAUACAUAUUGGCUCUAGUAAAUAAUUCAUCCUCUGUUAACAUGUCAAAGUUCUUAAUCUACUAAUAAUAAAAGGAAUCUAUUUCAUCCUUGAUUUUGAAUAGGUGAACUAGAAGCUCCCCAUCAGUAUAUCAUUUGUAUUAAUCCACAGUCUUAGUAUCUUGAGUUGGUAAAAAUAAAAAUAAAAAUCUCCAAACAAAGGAAGAAUAUGAACGGUUUGAAGAAGCUUUAAGAAGUGAGAGAUCUGAAUGUAAAGAAAUUAACCCAGGCAACCUCAGUUUACACUGUUACACUGUAUACUAAAAAAAAAAAUAAAUUUUUGAAUGCAAAAAAUUUAAUAACAGCAACUGUACAAAUGUUUGAUAAGUUAUGUUUUGAAUGGAAAAGACAGCUCUUCAUCAAUGCUACGAUAUUAAUCACAUUUGUAUUCUGUGACUAGUUACUCUGUUUCUCACCUACCUUUGGUUUACAUAUCUCCAUUUGCAUAGUGAACCUCGUUAAAAAGGAAAUGAAAUUGAUUUGCCUGCUCUUCGAAUCAUGGUGUAUUCUUUGUCAUUUCUAAUGCAGGUCAUGGGAUGUGCUUAGUUAAAAGUAACAUCUUUUUAUAUUUGUAUAUCUCAAACUGUGUUCAUUUGCUAAGGAUGACAUACUCAGUUUAUAUAUAAAAAUGACAUCCAUAUAUACUCCUGCAUUAGGAAUUUUUCUUUUUAUUACCUUUUGUUUGACAAUAUUGUGCUAGUCUGCUCUCCUUCUUCAUGUUAACCAUUUUAUUAUAGAUCAAUACCAAAGAAGAAAAUCAACUUGAAAUGUUAAAUGGAGUGCCAAAUAGAACUAUACAGAAAUACAAGCAGAUAUCCUUGUUUGAAAUUGUACCUUGCAAUCCAGAAAUCCUGGUGCACCCCAUUGAAGAAGCAUUCUUCAGGUGCAUUACUCUUUAAGCUUCUCAGGACUGGUGAGCUGUAGUGUGGGCCCACUCUAAGUAUCUCAGCAUCAGAUUCCACAUAAUCCUGUUGAAGAUCCAGAAUCAUUUUGUUCUUCUGUUUAAGCCACUGUGCAGCCCACAGGAUAUGUUCCCAAUGUUGGAUUCAGUCUUCCACUUCAUGGGCUAAAAGGCAUCAAGUCUUUCUCUUCUCUGAAGUUUACAGCUAAUCUUUAAGCAAGUUGAAUACAGAAACACCAGUUGGCAGAAGCUGUAUACAUCUUUGAAAAUGCAGGUCUCUUUCUGGAAUUUACAUUUCAAGGAGUGCUGAUCUGUAUGGAUUAAUGAUGCAUAUAUCUACUUGAUUUAUUAGCACUCUUCAGUUCUGCUCAGCAUUGUUGGGAAGGACACAGCUGGUGGAAUGAAUUCGAUGAUCACUUUAAAGUUUACUAAUACCAGAAGACAUGUAUUACACAUAAUAUAAUUUUGGUGGGGGGUUGGCUAUUUUGUUUUGUUUUACAUAAAUCAAGAUUCUUGUCUGAAGUUUUUGAUAAAUGAUCUACACAGAUGCAACUUAACCUGCAUAACAGAAUUCAGUGAAUAUAGUAGACUAUUAUUUAGCAUUAAAAACUGCUCCAAUCAAAAUUAUCCAUUUUGUGAUAUGAAGAACAUAUCUCAUGCAGGCCUGGCCUCUAUUCUUAUUUUUGAAAGAUAACCCUCCUUCUCUCAUCCUCUCAGGACAGGGAUCAAAUCCACUUAAUAGAAUAUCCACUGAGCUAUACUUAAAAAUAAAAUGCUGAAAUUAUUUUCUACAUAAAAUUACUCAAUUUUUGGUGUAUGGAAUUAAAAGCUGGUUAAAUUUUGUAAAGAACUGCAUGCUCACCGUAACUUUGAAUGAAUUAUUAACCAGAUAGUUCUCAAUUUAAAAAAUGACAAACAUAUCUUAAGAGUUUCCAUAAUUAGUAAUAAACCAUAAACUAUUCUUCAACAAAACGGUCAUCAAAGGACUUACAUCUCAUGCUUGGAAGGCUAUUGGAGAAAUAAGUUUCAUGUGGGAAGGUUGCUUAAAGAGACCAUGCAGUUGCUUCAAAGGUUCUUUAGAGUAUCUGAAACAAGAUAGAUAGUCGUAUAUGUAAAACCACUGCAGAGAUUAGGAUGAAUUGAGUGGCUCUUUGACAUUGCAUUCCACAAAUAUUAAGCCUUAAUGUUAAAUUCUUUUCCUCUUUUAGCUUAAAUGCCAUAAUUAGGGUUGCUUUAAUCGACUAUAACUGAGACUAGCAACUAUCAAGCAACUGCAGCCAUUAGGGUUAGUUAACUAUGCAGGGUUAGUUAAGCCCUUGUCACAUUGUGAAGCACACAACCUGUUGUAAAUUCCUAGAUUAGUCUAACCUUAAUUGUUUUUCUUUUUGUUGUUUUAACUCCUGCAUACUCUAAACAAAAAAAGGUGAGAAACUUAAGAGUUUUUUUUUCCUCUCAAAAAAAAAAAAUAGUAUUACUUGUUGAAAGAAAUCAGAAAGAAAUCACUCCCCUGGCAAAAUUUGACUAGAAAGAGGACUACUGUUUUUAUUUAUUUAUUUAUUUUAUCUAUAUCUAUUUAUUUUAUUAUAUUUACAUACGUAAUUUAUAUUUAUAUUUAUUUAUUUUAUCUAUAUCUAUUCAUUUUAUUUAUUUAUUUAUUUAUUUAUUUUAUUAAGGCCCUGUGUUGAAAGUCUUCACUUUCACUGCAUAGCACAAUUACAAUUCUUCUUAAGGAAUUUCUUUCCUCCGAAAGCAGGGACAUUUUUAAAAUAUCCAUAGGCAGUAUUUUUAAGAACUUUAGAGAGAACGUAGACUCUUUAUAGUACACAUCACUGAACACUGCUACACGAAAUCAACACUUUCAACAUCCCUUUGUUAAAAAGUCAAUAGAUAAUCUUAUAAAAUGUAUUGAAGAAAGAUUAGAUUGAAUACUGUAGGGAAGCACAUCUGGAUACAGAGUUUUCAGUCUUCACAUGUUUCAAAGAACAUCAAAAAGAAAUGCAAAAGUUUAGUUGCUUGCAGCAAGUUUAAUUGCUUAUUGCUUUUGUCAAUUAUACAAAAUUUGAAUAUCAUCAUAAUCUUUAUUAUUUCUUGUUUAUGUGGUCAAAACCAAAAGUUUUUAUUUUUCUUUAUAGAAGCAUGGUUAAAAAAAAAAGAGAGCAAGCCCCAGAAUAAUUUACAGUAAGAGUUAAAAUGACAUUUCCUUGUAGAGAAAAUAAAUUUAAAUUAUUUAAUUAAGGAUUAUGCUCCUAUAGACUGUUAUUUUUUAUACUUGUGGAUUUGAUCCUUCAGUUCUGUAAAGAGUUUGAAUAUUAUCAUAGAAACAAAUAGACACAUUGGAAUUUAAAUUGAUAAUAAUUUGCCUAGCACAUUAAUCAUUAGCAAUGGUUAGCAACUAAUAUUUAGUUACUGGAAAAACAAUUCCCACUUCAGUUGUUUCCUGCUUUAAUGUGACUAACUACAUUGUUUUGCUAUUUCAUAAAACAAAAUUAAAAGUUAAAAUCAAUGGUGAAUAAAGACUUUGUAGUACCAUUCUGUGAUCAUAAAGGAACUGUCCUUUUUUAAGGUUAAUUAACAGGGACAUGAGCUUACCACAAUACCUGAAAGCAUUUUGGAAACCAAGAUACAAGUGGAACUGCAAAGCAUGAACAUAUGUUGAAGUUGAAGCUGCAAGUUAGGGAAAAUACAACAGAUUAAAAAUAGGCUGAAAUAAAUCAUACUUUCCCAGUAAAAUAGAUGUUAUAUAAUAUAUGUAAUAUGGCUUUUGUGCUAAUACAUGUAACUAAUACUACGAAGUCUAUUUUUUGAUGCAAAAUGGUCUUACACUUUUACAUUAUAUGUUCUUUUAUUUCCAUUACAAAAACAAACAAACAAACAAAAACUAUAACUAUUUAAUGAAAAACAUCUUAAUGUAAACAUUUUACCAGUGGUACAGAGCUUUUCUGUCAAGGGAUAUUUCUUUGCUUUUAUAUUGUUUCCUCCGAGAUAAAAAGGUGGUUUGAGUCAUACUGCAAUAAAAAGAGCAGAGUUAUCAUACCAGAAGCAACAAUACUAUUUCUAUUUGUUACAUUUCCUAAUGGCAAACAAUUUUGUAUUUUGUAUAACUGGUACAAAUAAUCUUUUUAUAUUUUCUCUUUCUCUUUCCUCAUUAGAUAAUACAACUGUGUUAUCAUUUUUCUUAUUCUGAAGAAUGUUACUUUAAACUCUUACAUUGUUAAUCUAAAGCACUGAUCAAAGGGCAAAUUUGAUUAAAUAAAAGGGCAGUAAUAUAAGCAUGGAUAACUAAGAAUCCUUUUGCCACUUGGACUGGCUAUGAUUUUUUUUUUUUUAAUUAUUAUUGUUUAACUCUUCAGAUGUGAACAUUUUGAUCCAUUGUACAUUUUCUAUAUAAAAAUAUUUAUAUAUAUAUACACAUAUUGGAAUGUACCAUCCAAACAUUCAACAUGAAAAAAUAAGACAGUGACAAAUACAAAGUAAUAAAACAUACAAUGAAGGUCCUCUUCUGCUAAAUAUUUGUUUGCAUAAUAUGGCACAGUUCUCAAUGAAAAUUAUGACUGAGCUGAUAAUGAUACACAGAAGACUAAGUAACAGGCUACUCCAGGGAUUUGUGUAGUUAUUGUACAUCCCUGAAUUAAUUUUCAAUCAUUAUGGUAUUAAGGGUGUAUGUGAAUAUACAUUUUCAAAACACUGUAUUUCAUCUUACUGGAGAAUACCAUGAUAUUGUGGGACAGGUUCAACACAUUAUAGCUAGCCUUGGGUCAAAUGCUGCAGCAAAUGGAAACUUUGGAACCUAAGGAAAAUUGGAUGAGAACAGUUUUCUGCACUGCAAUAAAAGUGCAGAGUUAUCAUACUAGAAUCAAAAAUACUAUUUCUACUUGUAAUGUUCCCCACCAGCAAACAAUUUUGUAUUUUGUAUAACUGAUAACAGUUUAGUGUUAAUGCAUUUUUUUUUGUUUGGUUUGGUUUUGUUAUCCUUUCUUGAAAAUUAGUAGCAUAGAUGCACAGGUUUUGUUGUUGAUUCGAGAAGCAUUGUCAGCCUGAAAUGCUGUUCAACUAUCAUAAGAAGAUUGAAGAUACCUCUUCUAUAUUCUGCUAAGACACAAAUCCACAACUGAAAGACAAGUGACACAGAAGGAACACUAAACUGCAGGGGGUGCAUUGCUGCCUUGAGUGAAGAAAGAUUAAAAGCUCAUAAACAACAUAUGCUAUAGUUAACCAUACACAUGCAUCAUACACAGCUUGCAAAAUACACUGUCUAAAACAAAAACAUGCAGAAUCUACAACUAUGCACUCAAGUGAUCCUGCUGAAGGCAAGCUGAACUAUAGGCAGGAAAGAGUGAUUCCUUCAUCCAGCAAACAGACAUCAGAUAGUCUUUUUCCAGUGUACGUAUGGAAAGCAGUUAGAUGCUUCCACCCUCCUACACCCCCCCCCCCCCCCACACACACACACACCUGCAGGACAGAUCUUUGCAAAAUUUCACUAACUUUGGAAACCCCAUUUCGUUUCAUUUCAUUUCAUUUCAUUUUCUUGCUUAGUUGUCCAUUAUUUUUUUCCAAAAAUGCAGUUGUCACAGCUGGGAAUUAUUCUAGACAGUAACAGAUACAGCCACUCAGAAAAGCAUGAAUGAAAUAUACUAAUCAAGUUUUCUGUAGAUGCUAGAUACAAUAAACUAUAAAAUACAGAAGUG
Molecule: messenger RNA, 7693 nt
Organism: Anas platyrhynchos (mallard)
Lineage: Eukaryota; Metazoa; Chordata; Aves; Anseriformes; Anatidae
Product: heparan sulfate glucosamine 3-O-sulfotransferase 1
Molecular function (GO): [heparan sulfate]-glucosamine 3-sulfotransferase activity
Source: RefSeq, a predicted model, not a curated record